Messenger RNA from Closterium sp. Naga37s-1, 480 nucleotides. NCBI's taxonomy places the organism in Eukaryota, Viridiplantae, Streptophyta, Zygnematophyceae, Desmidiales, Closteriaceae. The record is from the annotation of a GenBank genome assembly.
AUGAUUUUUCGAUCGUGCACUGGGAUAAAUGGAGGGGGGGGAAAGGAGGAAGAGGAGGAGGAGGAGGAGGAGGAGGAGGAGGAGGAGGAGGAGGAGGAGGAGGGGGGGGGGGGGGGGGGAGGAGGGGGAGGAGGGGGAGGAGGGGGAGGAGGGGGAGGAGAAGGAGGAGGAGGAAGGGGGGGGGAGGAGGAUGAGGAGGAGGAGGAGGAGGAGGAGGAGGAGGAGGAGGAGGAGGAGGGGGGGGGGGCGGAAGGAGGGGGAGGAGGGGGAGGAGGGGGAGGAGGGGGAGGAGAAGGAGGAGGAGGAAGGGGGGGGGAGGAGGAUGAGGAGGAGGAGGAGAAGGAAGAGGAGGAGGAGGAGGAGGAGGAGGAGGAGGAGGAGGAGGAGGAGGGGGGGGGAGGAAGAGGAGGAGGAGGAGGAGGAGGAGGAGGAGGAGGAGGAGGAGGAGGAGGAGGAGGAGGAGGAGGGACUGCCCGUUGA